CAGUACGAGGUGUAAAAGCAGCAGCAGUGGUCUUUGGAUACCUUGGAGAAAACAUCACAUUGCCCUCAGGAGUCGACCCAUCAUGGAGUCUCAUCAGAAUUGAGUGGUCAAUAUUCACCAACAUCACUUCGAUUGCCACUUAUAACAAUGGGAUAGCAAACACUGAACGUUUCCGUCAGUACACAGGGAGACUCACUCUUAACACAAGAUCAGGUGACCUAACAAUUCACAACCUGAAGGAAAGUGAUGCCAUUGAAUACACUGUAGAAGUCAGCAACAGUGAGGAAAAGCUCCAGCAGCCAUCCAUCCAGAUAGUCACGAGCACAUCUGUAGAAAGUGGCUGUUUAAUGGUGGUGACCUGCUCUUCUCUGGAUGAGGGUGUUAACCUCUCCUGGAGUGUUGAACCAGUCAGUGUGCUCACCAUCAACAAGAGUCAUCCCAGUGACAGCUCUGCACAGCUUUUUGCGUUUGUCAGCACCAAAGAGAACUUUGUCAGUUUUACCUGCAUCUCCAGCAGAGAUACAGAGAGUGUUUCAUCCAAACCUGUCACACCAAAGUGUGAUAGUAAGAUCUGUGCAGCAGCCUCCUGUGACUGUGAAGGCUGGUUACUGGUUGUUAUUAGUACUACCUGA
Pelmatolapia mariae (spotted tilapia) is the source of this 632-nucleotide messenger RNA. RefSeq lists its product as uncharacterized. The transcript is spliced from 4 exons. The annotation marks the transcript as partial. NCBI's taxonomy places the organism in Eukaryota, Metazoa, Chordata, Actinopteri, Cichliformes, Cichlidae. The record is from RefSeq and is a predicted model, not a curated record.